AUGAGAUUUCACUCCACACUCCAUUUACUCAAAAGCGCCACCGCCACACCACCGUGCCGCCGCUCCUCGUCUUUGUACGAUCGCCAAUGCCGAGCGUACAACCCAUUCCGGCAACCCCCGUUCGCGAGAAAACCCGGAAUUUCUGAGCCCCCUUCUCGUUUUUUCACCUACUUUUCGAUUAUCCGCAGACCCUUUUCGUCUGUAUCGUCGGAUUCUAAAAUGGGGUUUCUGAACUGGUAUUUGGGCAUGCUUGAUGCUCGCCCAAUUCUGACGAAAAGCUUAUCGUCGGCCAUUAUUUAUGGUGCAGCUGACAUUACCUCUCAGCUAAUCACAAUGGAGCCUAAGGAUACAUGGGACUCGAUAAGGACGUUGAGAAUGGCCGGGUUCGGGCUGAUUAUUUUAGGCCCGGCACAGCACGUGUGGUUCAAUUUCAUGGGGAGAGUACUGCCCAAGAGAGACAUGGUUACUACCUUCAAGAAACUAGCAAUGGGCCAGCUUGUUUACGGGCCUGUGAUUAAUGGGGUUUUCUUCUCUUUUAAUGCAGCCCUACAAGGAGAAAGUGGAAAUGAAAUUGCUGCCAGAUUGAAAAGGGACCUGAUUCCUACUUUGCUAAAUGGCCUUAUGUACUGGCCACUGUGUGACUUCAUGACAUACAAAGUCAUCCCUGUUCACCUGCAGCCCUUGGUGAAUAGUUCUUUUUCGUACCUGUGGACCAUAUACUUGACGUACAUGGCGAGCUUAACGAAAGCUGUUCCCAACUAA
Molecule: messenger RNA, 762 nt
Organism: Striga hermonthica
Lineage: Eukaryota; Viridiplantae; Streptophyta; Magnoliopsida; Lamiales; Orobanchaceae
Source: the annotation of a GenBank genome assembly